Paramecium sonneborni is the source of this 3000-nucleotide messenger RNA. NCBI's taxonomy places the organism in Eukaryota, Ciliophora, Oligohymenophorea, Peniculida, Parameciidae. The record is from the annotation of a GenBank genome assembly.
AUGUCAGAAAUAACAUCAAAUUAACCUCAACUUGAGUCUCAAUUUCUAAAUGAAUUAGUAAAUUAAUAAGGAUAAACGAUUGGGUAAAAUCAAAUAAGUUAAAAUGUAAAUAUUGAUACUGUGAGUAAUAAUGAAUAAUAAUAAAACAAGAAUGAUCAUAUAAUAUAGUUAUUAAUGUAAGAAGAUCACUUAUAAGGUUAAGAUAAUAAAUAAAAUGGGGAAAGGAAUGAAGAUAAAUAAGAUGAAUAAAAGGAUAGUUUAAUAAUGAUUCCUAGAUAAGAUGUAAAUUCUUAAGUAAUAUUGGCUGGAUUAGAGAGUAACGAUGAAGAUAAAAAAAGUUAAGAAGCAGAUUGUAAAUUACUUUAUAAGAAAUAAAGAUAAACAUCAAUAAUAAUUGAUGAUGAUAUAAAUUAAGAUGAUAAUGAGAGUACUCCUAAAAAGACAAUAAAGAAUGAGAAAAACAAUAUUCCAUUAGAGGAUGCAUUAGUAGUAUCAUAAAAUGAUUCAGAAAAGUAAGAAGUAGUUUUACCUCCACCUUCUCAAAGAUCUUCUGAAUUAUCAUAAGUUGAAUAAUAGAAACCAUUUGAACAUCAAAAUGUUGAAGAGAAAUCUUCUAUUUUAGACUAAAUAUUAAAACCAGAAUAAAUAUUAAAACCUGAAUGUACAAUAAAGAAAUAAUAGAAAGACUUUUUCUCAUUUACAUAACCAGUAUCAACAACAAACAUUAGUAAUUAAUAUUAAAAGAAGAAUAAGAAUCCAAUUUUAAUUGAUUCUGAUGAUGAAUAACUACCUCCUUCAAAUAUCAGUAUAUUAAAAUAAAAGAUAGAAGAUACAACACCAUCCUCUUUCUUUAGAAAAAAGCCUGUUGAAAAUUAAGUACCUAUAGAGAUUGGAGAGAAUGAUAAUUUCUAAUCAAAUCAAAUAGAUAAAUAACAAAAGAUUACUUAAUUAUUAUAAUAACCUAUCACUACUACUAAUUAAGUUUAAACAAAACCAUUAAAUUAACAGUAGAGAAAACAUUAAGCAUUAUUAGAAGAAAUAGUAUAAGAAGAUGAUGGAAUUGUAUAAGAUAUUGAUUAUUAAGAUUGGAGUUUAUUUAAUUAAUUAAAUAAUAUGAUAACUCCAAAAUUUUCUGGUUAAUUUAGAAUGUUAGAAUACAAAGAUAAUCCAUAAGAUAUGAUAAGAUUAUUAUUUGGAGAAAGUAGAUUCAAAGAUCUUAUGAAAACAUGUUAAACUAGUGAAUCUGAAUUCUGGUUAUAUCUAGGUACUAAAUUAAUAAUGGGAUACAUGAGAUUACCUGAUAUUAAUGAAUAUUUUUAUGGAGAAGAUUGGAUAGCAGGCGGUGGAAUUAAAUCAAUAAUCACUUAAUAAUAAUUUGAUGAUAUUGAUUAAAAAGUAGAAAUCAUUUAACCAAAAUUAUAGACUGAAUCAUAAUUAGCUGUUAAAUUAGAAUUCAAUGCACAAACAUUUUUUAGAUAAGAAUAUCUUCCUUAAUUUACUUAAGAAUUAAAUGAUAGAUUCAAAAAACUAAUAUUACCAGGAUAAGAAUUAUUCUUAAUCUCUAAUUUUUAUACUCUCAUCUAUUCUACUAAAAUAUAAUGGUAUCAAUUAAUCGAUAAAGAAUCUGGUAUUAUAUUGUAAUAAUUCUUUUGGGCUACACCUAUUAAUAAAACAUUAGAUCUUAAUAAUCAUAGAGAUUUAUAAAAAAGAUUAAGAAUGAUGUUUGAACCUUAUCAUUUAGGUAGACAUAUUGUUUAUAGUUAAGGAUUACUUAAUGCUGAAUCAGUAUUACAAUUAUAUUAACAAAAAAUAUUUGUUUGUACUGAUCUUAUGUAACAUUCUUUAUUACCUCAUCCACCUACUGGAGAUUAAUAAAUAUUCUAUUGUUCUAAAAGCAAAGAACCUAUUUAUUUAUGUUACAAAAAUUAAUAAUGGACAACUUGUGUAUCAUUAUAAUCUUUAUAAUUAAAAAAUCAAUACUUAUAAGAAUUAUCAUAAAUGUAAUUUACGGAAGAGAAAAUAGCUAUUCAACCUUCAGAACCUGAAAAUACUUCUAUUAAUUCAACUUCUAAAAUAAUAUUUAUUUUUGUAAUAGAAUCAAUAUUACAUAAUAUAAGAAUACUUAAAAAAUAAGAAAUUAAAACUUUUAGAACUGAACUUGCUCUUUAAUUAAUUAAUAAAUUAAUUGAUUAUAAAAAUCCAAAACCUUUAUUAAGAAAAGAUGGUUCACUAUAAGUAGAUAGAUCUUGUUAAACUGAUUAAACUGUUGGUAUUGUUAAUGAUCAAUUAUAUCAUUGUCCUAUUCAUAAUGGAAAUGCAAGAUGCUAAGUUUGUUUAAGUAAAAGUAUUCUAUCUAAAACUACAGCUUCAUGUCUUGGUUGUAAUAAAGUUCUUGGUACUAAUAUAUUUCUUUGUAUUUAUCCUUGCUUUAGAUUGUUUCAUCUUAAUCCUAAACUAUAUCUUAAAGAAGGUAUGUAUUAUUAAAUUGUUUCUGGAUAUGAUUAAUAUGAUUAAGAUUAAGAAGAUGAAGAAGUUGAUCAAUAAUUUCUUGAUGCCAAUCUUAGAUUUAAACCAGAUACUUCUGAAUUAGAUUCUAUCUAUGCUAAAUCAUAUUAAGAUUUUAAAAAUAUGAUACCUAUCAAUUAUGAAGAUAAUUAUCAUAAAAAAACUACUAUUGUUGUUAUUUAAAGAGAAAAAGGUGCAAAUCGUAGAGGUGGUGGUGGUGGUGGUAGGCCAAAAGCUUCCAGAUAAUAAUAACAAUCUUCAUAGAAUUAAGUUACUUAAGGUAAUCAUUUUAUAUCAUUAUUUUAGCUGAACAAGGCAAUCAAGGUGAUACUUAAGAUGCACCUAAAAAAGUAAGAAAAUAAAACAAAAAAUCAGUCAAUGUUCCUACAUAAUAAGGAUAACCAGAAAAAGAGACAGAUUAAGCUAGUAAUGCGAUGUUCGACUUUUUCAGUCAAGUUAGAAAACAAGCUUAUAAAAAAUAAACCUAAUCCUGAU